This is a messenger RNA of Pseudonaja textilis, 524 nucleotides long. It is a transcript of the gene DBNDD1, whose product is annotated as dysbindin domain containing 1. Gene Ontology annotation, cellular component: cytoplasm. Gene Ontology annotation, biological process: negative regulation of protein kinase activity. The record is from RefSeq and is a predicted model, not a curated record. NCBI's taxonomy places the organism in Eukaryota, Metazoa, Chordata, Lepidosauria, Squamata, Elapidae.
GGAGGCGGCAGCGGCGCAGCGGGCAUCUGGUGCAGCCGGGACGGAUGGAGACGGCAGGAGGGGCCGCCCCCCCGGAGCUGACCCAGGAAGCCCCCAAACUGGAGGGCCAGACCCCCAUCACCCUCUCCAUGCACGGGCUGGUAGAAGAGCCCCAAAGCUGUCCGGCGGAGGAGGAAGGAGGGACCCCAAUCCCCACCUCAGGGCUGCUGCAGGUUGCCGAGCGCCGGCAACCCCUGAGCAGCGUUUCGUCUCUCGAGGUGCAUUUCGACCUGCUGGACCUCACGGAGCUGACGGACAUGUCUGACCAAGAGCUGGCAGAGGUCUUUGCCGAUUCCGAUGAGGAGAAUGUAGCCAGAGAACCCACUGCUGGACUGCAUCCCCACUCGACCCCCCGAGCUGGCUACCUCCGCUCGCCCUCCUGGACGAGGACAAAGGCUGAACCGGGGCACGAGAAGAAGCACCUCGGCGAUCCUGAGCUCCAAGCAGGCCCUUUCCUGCCUGUGGAAAAGCCAAAGGAGGAGUAG